This is a messenger RNA of Mandrillus leucophaeus (drill), 1285 nucleotides long. RefSeq names its product small integral membrane protein 8 (gene SMIM8). The transcript has 3 exons. Bases 57 to 311 code for a protein of 84 amino acids. The record is from RefSeq and is a predicted model, not a curated record. Lineage: Eukaryota; Metazoa; Chordata; Mammalia; Primates; Cercopithecidae.
GGGUGUCUCGGGCGCUGAGAGGACGUGACCCCGCAAAAGAUAAUAACUCAUCAUUGAUGAAGAUGUCUUCAGCACCUGAGCCUCCAGCAUUCAAAAAGGAACCACCCAAAGAGAAAGACUUUCAAAGCCCGGGGCUCAGACGGGUGCGCACAACAACCUUAUUUCGUGCUGUGAAUCCAGAGCUCUUCAUUAAACCUAAUGUUUCUUAUUCUCUGAAGCAUCAGCAUUUUGAAGUGUCUUUUAUGGAAGUGGGGACAGAAAAGGGGGUAAAAAUGAGUGUAAACAAAGCCGAGUCCCACUGUCAGCACUGAGCAGCAGAAUGGCCUUGGUUGUCCUGGCACCUGGCCCAGGGGCCUAGGACAGAGGUCAAGGCUAGGCCCCUGUGUCUGGCCAGAUUCUGCCUUAUAGAAUUCAAAUCUUUAUCACAAGGGUUCUGGACCUGUUUCAUUUCUAGAUAUGUACCUAAUUCUCCAAAUCAUUGUAACUGGGCCUCAGUAGUAAAUCUCACCUCUGAAGUUUUGCUUCAGUUGCUAUUAAUAUUACCAAAUAAUAAUAACAGCACAGGCAGAGUUUAUCAUAAUGUUAUUUUUAAUUAUCACACUUCAUUGUCGUUUUGUAAGGUAUAUGAAUAUGUAAUUAUGUGUGAUUUGUAGAUAUUAAAGAACUUAGCUAAUUGAAUUUACAUGCAACGAAAUAAAAUCUUUACUACUGAGCCCCAAAUAUUUAUUUGCUGUGCCUCUCUGUAUAAUGUACUUUAUAUAGUUUAAAAUGCACUUCAGUGAUACAAAAUCCCUUUUAAAGACUGUCUUUUGUUUUUGGUUUCCCUGUGUAUUUUGGCUGUCAAAAAACUAGGGUUCUUCUGUUUUUAACUUAUGCAUUUAAUGACACAUUGCCAUCUUUUAGAAUUUUUUACUAUUUAACAGAAUAAGUUGAUGUUUGGUGGCAGAGGAGAUAUUAGUUGCGUGAACUGUCAAGAGAUUGCAGUGCAGGAGGGCAACAGAAACUGUACAAGGUGCAGACUUAACUCAUGUAAGAUUUGUGUGAAUCAGCCAAAGUAACUAGAGUCAGUCAAACACAAAGCUGUGAAAAGUAGUGUGAGGAAAGAAUCAUACUGAAUUUUAGGAACAAAUACCUGACUAUGAUACUUUUUACAGAAUGGCUACAAGUUGUAGGACAGUUUUUGUGUGUGCUGAUGUCAACGGCUGCCUGGCUAUGUGUUGAUGUUUUCAUCCUUUCUCUUUUGAAUGAGGGUAUAACCAUCAAAAAUAAAAUACCUUUCAAAUAG